GCAGUUAUUACCUUGUCCACCAAAGCUCACCCAGGCCUGCAAAGCAUAUAGACAAGAGAGAGAGAGAGAGAGAGAGAGAGAGAGGGUGGUGAUGGAGAAGGAGAGAGAGCAACAGGUGUACUUGGCAAGACUUGCUGAGCAAGCCGAGAGAUACGAUGAGAUGGUUGAAGCAAUGAAGAAAGUAGCUAAGUUGGAUGUGGAACUAACUGUUGAGGAGAGGAAUCUGGUAUCUGUUGGAUAUAAAAAUGUGAUUGGGGCAAGAAGGGCUUCAUGGCGGAUAUUGUCUUCAAUUGAACAGAAAGAGGAGGCCAAGGGGAAUGAGCAGAAUGUGAAAAGGAUAAAGGAUUACAGGCAUAGGGUAGAAGAUGAGCUUUCGAGGAUCUGCAAUGAUAUAUUGUCUGUCAUUGAUAACCAUUUAAUUCCAUCAUCCUCGACAGGAGAAUCAACUGUUUUUUACUAUAAGAUGAAAGGAGAUUACUUUCGCUAUUUGGCAGAGUUUAAAACAGGCAAUGAUCGUAAAGAAGCUGCAGAUCAGUCACUUAAGGCUUACGAGGCUGCUACAGCUACAGCAACCUCAGAUUUGCCUCCCACACAUCCUAUCAGACUUGGUCUGGCUUUGAACUUUUCUGUUUUCUACUAUGAAAUCCUAAACUCUCCUGAGAGAGCUUGCCACCUGGCUAAACAAGCAUUUGAUGAGGCAAUUGCAGAACUUGAUAGCCUUAACGAAGAAUCCUACAAGGACAGCACCCUUAUUAUGCAGCUUCUUAGGGAUAAUCUCACCUUGUGGACCUCAGAUCUGCCAGAUGAGGGUGGGGAACAAUCUAAAGGUGAUGAACUUCAAGCCGAGAGUUGAUUGGUGUAAAACAAGAGCAAUCUUUUAGGACUGGCUUUGGAGAGCCUGCCAGAGGGCGACCUUUGUUGUAGUGGUCGGAUGGAUUUGUGACCUGGUUUUUAGUAAUAGGAUGGGUUUGUGACCAGUUGCCUGUAUUUAUUUGUUUAGCAAUGUUUCCUCAGUACCAGUAUCCCUGUUUUCUCUUGUUCCGGACAUAAUUGAAUCAGCUACUAUUAUAAUCAUCAUCUGUUUCUGUUAUGCCAUUGAUUUUUUCUUUU
Molecule: messenger RNA, 1110 nt
Organism: Carica papaya (papaya)
Lineage: Eukaryota; Viridiplantae; Streptophyta; Magnoliopsida; Brassicales; Caricaceae
Gene: GRF11
Product: general regulatory factor 11
Source: RefSeq, a predicted model, not a curated record